Molecule: messenger RNA, 1096 nt
Organism: Salvia miltiorrhiza (redroot sage)
Lineage: Eukaryota; Viridiplantae; Streptophyta; Magnoliopsida; Lamiales; Lamiaceae
Product: agamous-like MADS-box protein MADS3
Exons: 8
Coding region: 134-883 (249 amino acids)
Biological process (GO): positive regulation of transcription by RNA polymerase II
Cellular component (GO): nucleus
Molecular function (GO): protein dimerization activity; RNA polymerase II cis-regulatory region sequence-specific DNA binding; DNA-binding transcription factor activity, RNA polymerase II-specific
Source: RefSeq, a predicted model, not a curated record
CUCGCAACAGGAAAAUCCAAGAACUACAUGUUCAUGUGUAUUUAUGAAGACAAGGAAUUUUCAGACACUUUAUUAAUACACCCACCCUCACCCCCACCCCCACCCCCACCCCCCCCUUGUUUAGAGAGAGAAAAUGGGGAGAGGGAGAGUGGAGCUGAAGAGAAUCGAGAACAAGAUCAACAGACAGGUCACCUUUUCAAAGAGGAGAAAUGGGCUGCUCAAGAAAGCUUAUGAGCUUUCUGUGCUCUGCGAUGCCGAAGUCGCCCUCAUCAUCUUCUCUAGCAGAGGAAAGCUCUAUGAGUUUGGUAGUACUAGCAUGGCAAGGACCCUUGAACGUUACCACCGUUGCUGCUUUACUCCUCAAGACAAUCCUGCUGAAACAGAAACACAGAGCUGGUACCAUGAGGUCUCGAAAUUGAAGGCCAAGUAUGAAUCCCUUCAACGGACACAAAGGCACUUGCUUGGAGAAGAUCUUGGCCCUCUGAGUAUUAAGGAGUUACAAAAUCUUGAAAAACAGCUUGAAGGGGCUCUUGCGCAGGCCAGGCAAAGAAAGACGCAGAUUUUGAUGGAACAAAUGGAAGAGCUGCGCAGAAAGGAACGAGAACUAGGAGACAUGAACAAGCAGCUGAAGAUCAAGAUUUCCCUAGAAAUGUCAUCGCUCGACGUCGAGGGACAAGGCCUGAGAGGCCUUCCCUGUCCAUGGAAUCUGACCUCAUCUGAAACCAGUAGCUUUCCACUUCAAAUACAAGCUUCCAAUCCCAUGGAAAUGGAGCCAGAACCUUUUCUGCAAAUAGGGUAUCAUCACUAUAAUCUUGGAGAAGGGCCAUCUGUUCCUAGAAGGAUGGCUGUUGACAAUAAUAUGAUCCAAGGAUGGACACUUUGACAUUGCUUUUUCUUUCCAUCUAUCUUUGAAUACUUAUAAAUAUAUGAUUGUCUUAAUUUUAAUUUCAAUAUGGCUUGUCUUAUUUUGGAAUUUGCCUCAAAACUUUUAUAUAUAUGAAGUUGCACUUUUGAUUUUAGUGACAAUGAAAUUUGUAAAGUGAACAUAUAUAUACUUUGAUGCAAAUGUUAGGUGCGGUUUUGAUUGUUCUCAUGA